Messenger RNA from Nicrophorus vespilloides, 900 nucleotides. Its product is annotated as NADH-quinone oxidoreductase subunit B 2-like. Gene Ontology annotation, biological process: aerobic respiration; electron transport coupled proton transport; mitochondrial respiratory chain complex I assembly. The record is from RefSeq and is a predicted model, not a curated record. The transcript is spliced from 4 exons. Gene Ontology annotation, molecular function: NADH dehydrogenase (ubiquinone) activity; quinone binding; 4 iron, 4 sulfur cluster binding. Bases 118 to 756 code for a protein of 212 amino acids. NCBI's taxonomy places the organism in Eukaryota, Metazoa, Arthropoda, Insecta, Coleoptera, Silphidae.
UCCAUUCAAUGCAGCCAACAUUUCGGCCCAGAAAAUCCCUGGUUCUGCGGCUGUGUUUAUUACGUAAAUAUCACCUAUAAAACGUCAAUUUUAAGUGCAAGAAUAGAGCUAAGCAAGAUGUUGCGCUCAGCGUUGGUGCCGUGUACCCAGAAUCUGGCCGUGAGCAAUGCCAUCAAAGCCCUGUGCAAUGGCAGCAGCAUCGCAGGCUUGGCCAAGAGGGAGCAGUCUACGAAAGCUGCAGUGAAAUCAGAGUACAAACCCUACUCCCCGUUCCAAAAGACCAGCAACAUGGCUGAAUACACCAUGGCUCGAUUGGACGAUCUUCUCAAUUGGGGCAGAAAGAGCUCCAUGUGGCCAAUGACCUUCGGUCUGGCCUGCUGCGCCGUGGAGAUGAUGCACAUCGCCGCCCCCAGAUAUGACAUGGACAGGUAUGGAGUGGUGUUCAGAGCUUCCCCCAGGCAAGCCGAUGUUAUCAUCGUUGCUGGAACUGUUACCAAUAAAAUGGCACCGGCUCUGAGGAAAGUUUAUGAUCAAAUGCCAGAACCGAGAUGGGUUAUUUCCAUGGGUUCCUGCGCCAACGGCGGUGGCUACUACCAUUAUUCCUACUCUGUUGUGAGAGGUUGCGAUAGGAUUAUCCCCGUGGACAUUUACGUGCCCGGUUGUCCACCGACGGCGGAAGCCCUCAUGUACGGAGUUCUGCAGCUGCAGAAGAAAAUUAAGCGAAUGAACACAAUACAGAUGUGGUACAGGAAGUAAAAUAAUGCAUACGCACUUGUGCAAACUAGAUAAUUUAUGACAUCGUCCUAAUAAAAGCUCUGUAAAUAUUUAAUAGGAGAUACCCACGUUGUACUUUACCUCUGUGAAUGUUGAUAUAAUAAUCAUCUUCUAUCGAAACGAAAA